AUGGCCGGGAGCCGCUCCCCCCGCACUUAAGCGCCGCGACCGGAGCUGCCCCGCGGCUGGGCUGGCCAUGGAGCCGAAGCGGGGCUAUGUGGGCUCGCUGGUGCGAUCUUUGGUAUCCAUGGGAGCAUCUGUGGGAGCGGUAACAAAACAGACCCUGUUCCCUCCUCUCAUGCCUGGAGGGCGACCUUUCCGUGUGUCCAACGCUUCCCGAAGCAGCCGGAAAGGAAUUGUUGCAAGCAGUCUGCAAGAGCUUAUCAACAAGACUUUAGAUGCCUUCCUUAUAUCUGCUGGAAUAGUUACUCUGGUUUUGGAGGAAGAUGGCACAGUUGUGGACACAGAAGAGUUCUUCAGGUCCCUGGAUGAUAAUACACACUUCAUGGUUCUAGAAAAAGGACAGAAAUGGACACAAGCAAAAAAUGGAGUCGUUGCUGUGAGACCAAAGAAGAAAAUGGGAGUAGCUAACAUCACAUUUGAUCUGUACAAGCUGAACCCUAGGGAUUUUAUUGGCUGCCUAAAUAUCAAGGCAACUUUCUAUGAGAUCUACUCUGUCUCAUAUGAUAUCAAAUGUAUGGGAGCAAAAAGUGUAUUGCGGAGGGUGAUCCAGCUAAUAUCCCAUGCAGCACAAGUAACUGGACAUUUUCUUCUCUAUACUGGAACGUAUAUGUUGCAGUUGAUGGGUGAAUAUGAUGAAGAUGGCACAUGCGCAAGAUCAACGCGGGAGUAAUGAACACCACCACACUUCUGAUAUCAGACCCAUUUGCUUAAAGACAUUAUCUUGCCCAAUUUUGAAUGUAAUUGUGUUAUAGUAGGGGGAUGUCCACUGAUGUGAACUAACAUUUUUCCCAUUUGGGAGUGCUUGUAGGCCUAGUCAUAAAAUAAGUGUUUGGUGUUCACAAGCUCUUAACACAGCAACAGGAUGGGUGGCUAAUAUCUGAGAAUUUGGCAAAAGGAGAGAGGUGUUUGCCCCAGCAACUCAACAUGGAGACUAAGCAUACUUAAACUUGCAUGCUUUGUAACCAAUGGGGUAUUUCUUGUGCUGAUGAAAAUAUAGUUUGGUGGUUGUGGUGUUUUUUUUUUUUUUCAUGGCUGUCUACUUGUCUUCUGAACAGACUGGGCUGUAAGGUGAGGGAGAUGUGUUGUUUUGUUUGUUUUUUAAGCUCUUUAUGCUGCUAGUAUUGGUGUUCAACUGGCAUUGAGGUACAGAACAAUGAAGUGUACUUAUUUACUUCUGCCAAUGGAAAAACACAAUACAACUGAAUCUUGAUUCAGUGACUGACUACUCUCAUCAACUCAAAUUGGAGAAAGUGCAACUACUAAGCAUAAGCUUAAAGUUUAGCCUUACUUCCCUUAAAACAGGAAAAAUAAUUCACUGUAGCUCUCCAUAUUUUUCUUCAAAUCUACAAAAAGUUCAGGUUAGAACAGCUCAUACCAGAUAUAUUUCUUUACUAUGCCUGAAGUAUUUGCCAUCGUUUCUUGAAUAUGGCUUACAAGCAACCUGCUGAAGCUUCCUCAGGGAUUAAACCACCACUUUUGUAGUUUUUACUGUGCAGCUGAAAGAUGACACUACAUCCUGAACAGUACUUGAGGUACAUGCAGCAUGGAUCUAUAAGAGAUGCUGGAUUUUUAUGCCCCUGUGUUCAGGGGAGAGCAGCAGGACACUUAUGGAACAUACAUGUGCUCUAAACUGGAUAGUUAAGUUUUAUAGUCUCCCAAGACAAGCUGUAUUAAAGGACAAAGUUUUUAAUCCUUAGGUAGAAUUGUCCAAAAUGUUCUCUACAGUUUAGUGAACUGCUACUAGUCUGACUAGCUUAUAACAAGCUUUUCCUCAACAGUGUAGAAAACUGGAAAAUGAGCAGUAUUAAGCAUCUUGUGUCAAAAUACAAACUCCCAUUGCUAAGGGAAAAAGCCCCAAGUUGACAGGUGUGUCUUUUGAGGUUUUAAGUUUCUUGCUCCUGAAGAAUUUGAGUAACUUUUAAUAUUCUUGCUGAAGACUGAAAGCUGUUAAGGAGACAGCACAUAGAGGUAAUGUGUCUGGCCUAACGGCAGGUGCCACAUAGAAGGAGAAGCUCUGGAGACAGAGUGAACAAUGGGGAGAAGAAGGCAGUGGGAGCAAAAGGGAAAAGGACCAGUGUGGACCCUAUGGUCUUGCCUUGCCUCUGCUGAGACAGGAAUCCAUUAACUAUGUGCAUCACCUGCACUGAUUGGUCAGAGGGAAGCUAAAUCUGCUAAAAGAGGAGCAGGUGGAUAGAAAAGACCAAGCAUUAUGGUUGGUCCAUCAUGACCUGUCAUCUGGGUCUGUUCACUUCAAAUGUCACUAUGUAAGAAUAUUUCUUUUACCUGCAAAUUUCACCUUUAUAUGCUUAUUUUUGUUUUCUCUUUAUGAAUGUGACUUACCCAGCUGGAGCUGCAUUUUUCAACUCACUGAUGUGAUAAAAAGCAGCCUAAAUCCCACUGUUAAAGGGACUGAUGGACAUAGGUUCUCUAGGUCUCUGCCUGUUUCUUCAGCAAAGGUAUUACAAAUAAGUAGACAGCUAUGAAAAAUAUUUUUUUUUUUUCCUGAUUUCUGCUGUUUGCCAUUUCCUUGUGACUGUUUGCUGGAGUGAUGAGGGCACACAGCUCUGGGCAAAGGAAGGUCUGGUUCCUCCCUAGUUUCUUGCAGGGAAGAAUGCCUGUAACUUGUGACACUGUGAGGUUUCCUUCAAAAGAAACCAAUAACCUCUCUCUCAUUAUCAUAGAAUAGUUUAUGUUAAAAUGGAAGCUUUAUACUUCACCUGCAUUGUUUUUACCACCUCACCCACUGCCCCAAGUGAUUGUUGCCAUUACAACUGUUGCGCACAGUCUUUCUACCCCCAUCAAGGAACUGCAUUUAACUGAUGCAGUGCAAGGUCUUAUUUCAGCUUUUAAGGAUCAUUUCUUCUAAUAAAAUAAGUAAACUCUAUAUAAUGCUUCUAAAAAUAUGUAUAGAUAAAUGCUGUGUUGCUAUUGGUGGGACCAUCAACAUUUAAAUAAACAAAAAAAACCCAAACCCCACCCAACUUGCAUAGUCCAACAUUGUAUUAAUUUGUGUGAAAUGUCUCUUCAACAUCUGUAAUACAAAAGUUUUUGCAAGUCUCAACUAUGCAGAUCUCAAAUUCCAGCCUUCUACAGCCAGAGGCAAUUGUUAGGCAAGUAAUGCUCUGUAGUUACCAAUGGCACUAUCUUAGCUUUCCCCAUUAUGUUAGUUUCUAACUCCAUAUGAAUUUGCAGUGGUUUUAGGCAGCUGCUUCUUUGGCAGCUUAGCACAGAAAACUUGAGCUGCUGAAGGUCAUGGGAGCUGCAAAGUCUCCAUCUCACAGCAUCUCCCUCUUUAAUUCAAAAUGCAAACAACUGAACAAAGUAACUCAGCUUUGAUACUUUCUCAGAAUGGGAGUUUUAUGUCGUGGAAUGGAAGGGUCUGAAAUGUUUGUUGCUUCUGAAUCUGCAUUUUGUCACUAAGUAUUUGGGGGAUUGUAUUUGUUACUGCACUAACUUCUUUCCAGAGAUAAAGUUUUGGCUUUGAGUCAAA
This is a messenger RNA of Apus apus (common swift), 3544 nucleotides long. It is a transcript of the gene CIDEA, whose product is annotated as cell death inducing DFFA like effector a. Bases 68 to 724 code for a protein of 218 amino acids. Gene Ontology annotation, biological process: regulation of apoptotic process; lipid storage; apoptotic process. NCBI's taxonomy places the organism in Eukaryota, Metazoa, Chordata, Aves, Apodiformes, Apodidae. The transcript has 5 exons. The record is from RefSeq and is a predicted model, not a curated record. Gene Ontology annotation, cellular component: lipid droplet.